Messenger RNA from Babesia ovata, 2322 nucleotides. Its product is annotated as calcium-dependent kinase CDPK2B. Lineage: Eukaryota; Apicomplexa; Aconoidasida; Piroplasmida; Babesiidae. The coding region runs from base 1 to 2322 and encodes 773 amino acids. The transcript has a single exon. Gene Ontology annotation, cellular component: cytoplasm; nucleus. Gene Ontology annotation, biological process: intracellular signal transduction; protein autophosphorylation; peptidyl-serine phosphorylation. The record is from RefSeq and is a predicted model, not a curated record. Gene Ontology annotation, molecular function: calcium/calmodulin-dependent protein kinase activity; calcium-dependent protein serine/threonine kinase activity; ATP binding.
AUGUCGACUGCUGCAACGAAGAAACUGCUCAAAUACGAUAGCACGUAUCGCUCCUCGUGCCUAAACAGCGCAACGAACAGCCCCGACGCUGUCAUGACUGCAUAUGCGGAGUCUACCGACUCAGCGCCGUCGGUUCAAUCCCAGUCAAGGAACACUGUAAGCCCGCGAAAUGACGGUCCUAUCACCCAGCCGAAUGGUGAAUCGUCGUCGCAGCUUAAUGUGGUUUUCAACCGAUUCUCGCCGGUACUCAAGGGCGGUUGGGUUACCUACCGCCGCAAGUACCUCGAGGGCCCCACCAUUGGCAAGGGCAGCUUCGGUGUUGUCAAGACUCUGUUUGCUAUGAGUGACAUUUUAUCGUUGCAACAGUUGUUGCCAACGAGGCUGCAGUUGCCGGCCAACCGACUCAGCCAAGGGAUCAGGUGCGUUUCGACCAACCGCUACGAGUUCUGCGGCAUGCCCAUAAACCCGCCCACCAGGGCGGUAAAAAUAAUGAACAUCAAAAACCCAGGAGGCUCCACGAAGCUAAAGGACACAUUGCACAUUUUUCGGGAGCUUUCUAUUGGCGCGUGGCUGGAUCACCCCAAUGUUGUCAAGGUUUCCGAAAUAUACACCAACGGUUCGGAGGACAUCAGCGACGUCUCCAAUGAAGUAUUCCAUAACAGGUCGUACGUGGGCAAUAUUCCGGCCGAUUGCACGCAAGUGUACUUGGUCAUGGAAUGUUGCAGCGGGGGAGACCUAUCUUCACGCAAGAUACCGGAGAUGUCAAAGGAAGAGACUGUGUCACGGAUGUUUGUGCACAUCUUCCGAGCGCUAAGCUAUAUCAAUACACUGGGCAUAGCGCACAGAGAUGUCAAGCCGGAAAAUUUUUUGUGGUCAAGUGACGCUCCCGACGCCGAUAUCAAGAUCACCGAUUUCGGACUCGCCAAUUCCCCGCUGCAUACGCUAGCCUCACGAGCGGGCACCGCUUACUACGUGGCCCCGGAAAUUGUUAAGCAUGCGCCGCAAAAGCAAUAUUCGGUCAAUUGUGAUUCCUGGUCUGCGGGGAUCAUGCUGCAUGUGUUUUUGCUGGGCUACUGUCCCUUUCACGCUGAAACUGACGUGAAGACACUCGUGCGUGUUGCCACCGAAGAAAUCGAUUGGUGUGAUACGCGUUACUCGAAAAUCACCCCUGACGCUUUCGACCUGCUGCGAAGGCUUUUGGUGAAGGAUCCCCAAAAGCGGAUGUCUACUUCGGAGGCGCUGCGGCACCCCUGGCUGCGACAAGCGACCUUCGAGGUCUACAACAUUCCCAUGACCGUGGAAGAGGCCACUGGCAUCGUGGAUUCGUUGACCGCGUUUUAUCGUUGUCCCGUCCUAAAGCAGCUGGCGCUGUGCGUCAUGGUUGGGCAGGCGCAGCCCGAAAAGGUGGCGGAAUAUCGAAAGAAGUACCUCUACCUCUCCAUGUUCUGCGAAAACGACUACUUCUGGGUCAACGCAAAUACGGUGGAGAAGUGGCUAUUGUGCGCGCGUGAGGAACCUGGCAACGUGGGUGCACGCCAACCUGGUGAAAAGAGGCCUCUAUACAUGUGCGCGGAGUACAUUCCAGGCUACGGGCAGGAUCAAUUCGAAACUGACGGUCUCUCUCAGGGUCCGAAGCGCCGUGUGAUCCUCAGGCAAUCGACGCUGUGGAAGUCGGUAUCCCGCCUGAACGAGAUAGUGAGCCAGUUCAGCAACCACAAGAUUUCCAUCAGUUUCACGGAAUUCCUCGCCGCGCAGCUCAUGCCUCAUCUGCUGCACAGGAGCGAUCUCAUCUUGGACACAUUCGCUGGGCUGCGCAGCGAAACACCAGGAAGAAGGUCCAUACUGAUCGACACACGCGACCUCCGGAGACUGCUCAACCCAAUGUACCAGUGCUCCAACAGCGACCUGGAGGAUGUCUUGAGGCAAACGCAGCUGAUAGCGCACUGUGCAUAUCUCCGCAACCUUGCCACUGAAGAGGAAUCGAAGUUGAGAGUCUACAACCUGUUCAAGCCGGUACUUGACCAGAAGGUCGACACGAAUCCCAUGACUCUCACAAUAGACGAAUUUUUCGUGCUCAUGAAGUCCUCAAAUGACGUGGAUGUCGUCAUGGAAGCGCUUAAUGGGUCCCGAGAAUUGCCGUGCAUUGCCUAUGAGUCGGCGAAGCGGAGGAUGAUUGUGUCCAAGCUGCAGGAGAUAGAGACCUGCUGCGCUGAGAGGAAGAAGCGCAAAAAGGUUGCCAAAACAGUGCUUCAGAACUGUACUGGCCUUGAGAAGGGGGUAAAAGCGUCCAAUACCAACCGCCGAGUCCCUGUACGAAGCUAA